Molecule: messenger RNA, 2642 nt
Organism: Neocloeon triangulifer
Lineage: Eukaryota; Metazoa; Arthropoda; Insecta; Ephemeroptera; Baetidae
Gene: scaf6
Product: calcium homeostasis endoplasmic reticulum protein
Exons: 13
Coding region: 225-2600 (791 amino acids)
Biological process (GO): RNA processing; intracellular calcium ion homeostasis
Cellular component (GO): perinuclear region of cytoplasm
Molecular function (GO): RNA binding
Source: RefSeq, a predicted model, not a curated record
CUCCUCCCUAUCAAGUUUGUUGAUGUUUUUCGUCUCGCUAGUCGCAACUCGACUCUGAAUUUUCGUUUUACUCUAAAAAAAAAAAACUCAAAGCUUGCUUUUUCUUUUCAAAAUUUUCUCGCAAAGAAGCAAAGUGGUUUUAAUGAUUUAGAUAGUUUGAUUUAUAACCAAAUCCAAUCCGUUCUUAAAUUGCAAAAAAAUCCACACAUAAAUACAUACCAACAAUGGACCUGCCUCGACCACCACCCGAUCAAGACCUUCGUAACAUUAUCGACAAACUCGCUCAGUUUGUCGCGAGAAAUGGUCACGAAUUUGAAAACAUGACCAAAAACAAGCAAAAAGACAACCCGAAAUUUGCAUUUCUCUUUGGGGGAGAAUAUUUUAAUUAUUACCAAUAUAAAGUUACAACAGAGCAAGCAAUUUUGAAGCAAAGAGGAGGAGGCCUUCCGCCUGGAAUGAACAAGCCGCCUCCCCUGAUGCAGCAGCGGCCGAUGCUGCACCACCCUCCGCCCACGCACAUGCCCCCAGGGCCAGCUCCUCAGACGCCGUCCUCACCCUGGAUGCCACCCAUGGGCAACUCAAACUUGAUGUCGCAGCCUCCGCCGCAAAUGCAGCACCACAUGGGCAUGCCACCCUCACACCCUCAGGCCCCUCCUAUGCUGCCUCCACAGGUGCACGUGGCGCCCCCUCCCUCCAUCAUGCCCCUUGGGGUCCAACCGCCACCCCACGCAGUUGUACCGCCAGUCGGACCUUCGAUCGAGUCCAUCGUUGCCCAGCAGCAGAAACUGCAGGAGCAAAUUCAGCAGAGCGAACAGAAUCUGACCGCCCAACAGCAGGCAAUGGCACAAAGGCAGCAAACACAGGCAGAGGAAGCAAUUCGGCAGGCGCAGGAGGAGAAAUUGUGCAUCAUGGCUGAGGAAGUGGGAAUUGACUGCUCCGAGUUGAAUUCCUUGCUCCAGCCAAUAAUCAACUCGUGCACCAAAGACGCCAUAUCUCAGGGGAAAGGAUGGAUUCUUCACAAAUCCCAAGCCAACGUUAGGGCCAAUGCGGUCAUUGCACUGCAACUCUUGCUCAAGUACUUUUCCUUGCUCAUUCCGUCAUUGUUAUGCAACCCCUUUAUUAUUAUUUUCAGAUCAACAGAACCCAAUGCACCGUUCAAUCAGAAGCUGCACAUUAUUUACCUCAUCAAUGAUGUCCUUCACCAUUGUGUUCGCAAAAAUGCUGAUGAUUUGAGAAAAGACCUGGAAAAGGUUGUAGUGCCAAUGUUCUCCAACGCCAGUAUGAACGUCAAUGAAGAACAGCUAGCUAAGCUCAACAAGCUUGUUGCUUUAUGGGAAAGCAAAAAUAAUUAUUUUGACGUGAGCAUCAUCGAGCAACUGAAAAACCCGCAGCAAUCAUUUUCAAACUAUCGAGCAUCUCUGGUUGCCGAAUUUUCUGGCAUUCUCAAUCCAAUCACUGUGCAACUCCAGACGACUUUCGAGGGCUACCGCACUCAACACCAGGCAUUUGUCACCCACGCCACUCAGCAAAUUCAAACUUUAGAGCAGCAAAAAGUUCAACUUGAGCAACAACAGCAAGCGGCCUUGACUGCGAGUCAAAUGCCUGUUGCUCCAGAGUGCAGAGACCCAAGGAUGAUGAAUGUUCCUCCUCAAGACAUUAUUUUCUCUCAACCACCACCUGGCUAUGUGCCCAUAAACAUUCCCCCUCCAGGGCUCCCAGACCUAAGCAAACCUCCGCCUGGUUUUCCUCCACAAGCCCCUCAACCAGAGCCUUGCCGCCCCGAGGAGCUCCUGCCAAGCGUCCCUUACUUCGAACUUCCAGCCGGCUUGAUGGUUUCACUAGUAAAGUUGGAGGAUUCUUCUUACAAGCCACUGGACCCGAAUGACAUUCGACUGCCUCCGCCUGCACCUCCGAGCGAGAGACUUGUUGCAGCCGUUGAGGCAUUUUACAGUCCUCCUAGCCACGAGAGACCACGAGACAGUGAGGGUUGGGAAAAACUCGGCUUGUACGAGUAUUAUCGAGCAAAGCUUACAGCUCAAAGGGCAAAAGAAGAUGAAAUCAGUAUGGGAGUUCGUGAAAUGUCAAGGUCUCCCAGUCCCAUUAUUAGAGAGAGGUCAAAGAGUAGGUCGCCCCCCAGAAGGAGAUAUCAAAGUCCUCCUCCAAACAAUGGCCAGCAGCCCACUGAGAUAAAGAAAGAGCCUCAAGAGCAUAGACGAAGAAGUCCCUCAUCAACGAGAAGUAGAAGAUCAAGGUCGAGGGAAAGGUCUGCCAGUCCAAAUCGAUCAGGAAGCCGCGAACGCAGCAUCACGCCACCGUCAUUUUUCGGAUCUGCUUAUGGAGGAUCAAAACAAGACCAAAGUCUAGACGAAAACAACAAAGGCCAUCAGCUGCUGAAGAAAAUGGGCUGGGGUGGGGCUGGACUCGGCGCUAUGGAGCAGGGUAUUGAGCAGCCCAUUUCGGGAGGAGAGGUCCGUGACAGGGUAGACCAGUACAAAGGCAUUGGUAUUAACCUGAACGACCCCUACGAAAACUUCCGCAAAUCCAAGGCGCAGUCUUUUAUAACAAGGAUGAAGGCGCGGGCAGCAGAAGAAAGUACAUAAAUUGUCAUUUUUUUAAUUGUAUUAAAUUGUGUGUAUUAAAAA